Quercus robur (English oak) is the source of this 3174-nucleotide messenger RNA. RefSeq names its product heat shock 70 kDa protein 15-like. Bases 232 to 2787 code for a protein of 851 amino acids. Gene Ontology annotation, molecular function: ATP binding; ATP-dependent protein folding chaperone. NCBI's taxonomy places the organism in Eukaryota, Viridiplantae, Streptophyta, Magnoliopsida, Fagales, Fagaceae. The transcript has 10 exons. The record is from RefSeq and is a predicted model, not a curated record. Gene Ontology annotation, biological process: protein folding. Gene Ontology annotation, cellular component: nucleus; cytosol.
CUCGCUCUCUUUCUCUCUCUCUCUCUCUCUCACACACACACACUACACAACUUUUCUCUGUUUAUAAAAGCCGUUCGGUCGCAGAGCCUUCCAGAACCCCCAAACACGUCUCGUCGUCUCUCUCUCUCUCUCUCUCUCUCUCUCCUUCUGUUCGAUCGCUCUCAAGGUUUCUGUGACCUUGCCACUUACUAGACCAAUUUUAAGUUAUAAGUCGGUUUUUUAUUUGUGAACAUGAGUGUUGUCGGUUUUGAUCUUGGCAAUGAGAGCUGCAUUGUGGCCGUUGCAAGGCAGAGAGGAAUUGAUGUUGUGCUCAAUGAUGAGUCUAAGCGUGAGACUCCUGCUAUCGUGUGUUUUGGAGAAAAGCAGCGGUUUAUUGGAACAGCAGGAGCUGCGUCGACCAUGAUGAACCCAAAGAAUUCGAUCUCUCAGAUAAAGCGGUUAAUUGGUCGGAAGUACAAUGAUCCUGAAUUGCAGAGGGAUCUCCAGUCUUUGCCUUAUGCUGUUACUGAAGGCCCUGAUGGGUAUCCUUUGAUUCACGCACGGUAUUUGGGAGAAGCCAAGACAUUUACACCUACCCAAGUUUUGGGAAUGGUAUUGUCAAAUCUGAAAGGAAUAGCCGAGAAGAACUUGAAUGCAGCUGUUGUUGAUUGCUGCAUUGGAAUCCCUGUUUAUUUCAAUGAACUUCAAAGAAGGGCUGUUUUGGAUGCAGCCACAAUUGCGGGUUUGCACCCUCUCCACUUGAUACAUGAAACUACUGCAACGGCCUUGGCUUAUGGUAUUUAUAAGACAGACUUACCUGAAACCGAUCAAUUGAAUGUUGCCUUUGUUGAUAUUGGUCAUGCUAGCAUGCAAGUUUGCAUUGCUGGAUUUAAAAAGGGGCAGCUGAAAAUAUUAGCUCAUUCGUAUGAUCGAUCUUUGGGUGGUAGAGAUUUUGAUGAAGCGCUGUUCCAGCACUUUGCUGCAAAAUUCAAAGAACAGUACAAGAUUGAUGUUUUCCAGAAUGCAAGAGCUUGUCUUAGGCUUCGGGCUGCCUGUGAGAAGCUGAAGAAGAUGCUUAGUGCAAAUCCUGAGGCACCUUUGAAUAUAGAGUGCUUAAUGGAUGAGAAGGAUGUAAGAGGCUUCAUUAAGCGCGACGAAUUUGAAGAGAUCAGCAUUCCUAUCUUAGAGCGUGUGAAGCAACCUUUGGAGAAGGCUCUUGCAGAUGCUGGUCUUACUAUUGAAAAUGUCCACAUGGUUGAGGUGGUUGGUUCGGGCUCUCGUGUUCCUGCAAUAAUUAAGAUAUUGACAGAGUUCUUCAAAAAGGAUCCUAGGCGCACAAUGAAUGCAAGUGAGUGUGUUGCCAGGGGUUGUGCUUUGCAAUGUGCUAUUCUUAGUCCGACAUUUAAAGUACGAGACUUUCAGGUCAAUGAGAGCUUCCCGUUCUCAGUUGCGUUGACAUGGAAAGGUGCUGCCCCUGGUACUCAGAACGGGGCUGCAGACAAUCCGCAGAGUACUGUUGUUUUCCCCAGGGGAAAUCCUAUACCAAGUGUGAAGGCUCUAACGUUCUACAGAUCAGGCACAUUCUCUGUUGAUGUACAAUAUGUUGAUGGGGCUGAACUGCAACAACCCGCAAAGAUCAGUACAUAUACGAUUGGUCCAUUCCAAUCUACUACAAGUGAGCGUGCAAAACUAAAGGUUAAAGUCCGCUUGAAUCUGCAUGGAAUUGUAUCUGUUGAGUCAGCAACUCUAUUGGAGGAAGAAGAAAUUGAAGUUCCUGUCUCAAAAGAGCCAGCAAAAGAAGAUGUUAAGAUGGAUGCUGAUGAAGCUCCAAAUAAUGCUGCUCCCCAAGGUUCCAAUGAGACUGAUGUAAAUAUGCAAGAUGCUAAGGGUACUGCUGAUGCUCCUGGGGUUGAAAAUGGUGUCCCCGAGUCAGGAGACAAGCCUGUACAGAUGGAAGCUGACACUAAGGUUGAGGCUCCAAAGAAGAAGGUAAAGAAAACCAACAUCCCUGUAGCAGAGUUGGUGUAUGGAGGAAUGUUUCCAGCAGAUGUGCAAAAGGCAGUGGAGAAGGAAUUUGAAAUGGCUUUGCAAGAUAGAGUAAUGGAAGAAACAAAAGACAGGAAGAAUGCUGUUGAGGCCUAUGUCUAUGACAUGAGAAACAAGCUUAGUGACAAAUAUCAGGAAUUUGUCACUGAUUCGGAGAGGGAAGGGUUUACUACUAUACUCCAGGAGGUAGAAGAUUGGUUGUACGAAGAUGGUGAGGAUGAAACCAAAGGCGUUUACAUUGCCAAGCUGGAGGAGCUCAAAAAGCAAGGUGAUCCCAUUGAGGAGCGUUACAAAGAGAGUGUUAACAGGGGAGCUGUAAUUGAUCAGCUUGUUCGUUGCGUUAAUAGCUACAGAGAAGCAGCAGUUUCAAAUGAUCCUAGAUUUGAUCACAUUGAAAUAUCUGAAAAAGAGAAGGUCCUAAAUGAAUGUGUAGAGGCAGAAGCUUGGUUGAGAGACAAAAAGCUCCAACAGGAUUCACUUCCUAAGUAUGUGAAUCCAAUUCUCUCAUCUGCUGAUGUGCUAAAGAAGACUGAAACACUGGACAGGUUUUGUAAACCAAUAAUGACGAAACCAAGGCCAGCACCAGCCAAGCCAGCUACUCCUGAGGCUCCACCAACCCCACCUCCUCAGGCCAGUGAGGAGCAGCAACCUCAAGGAGGUGAUGCUAAUGCCAGCACCACUGAGGGGGCAGCAGAUGGCAGUGCUGAGACACCGGCUUCUGCAGAACCAAUGGAUACAGAGACUUCUACAACUCCUGCAUAGUCCAUUCAAGUGGUUCUUGCCUCUUAAUGUUUUGUUUUUCAAGAAAGAAUUUGGUUCUUAUGUAUAAGUACUUUUCUGAUUCUGAGUCUAGGGAAAAACUGGGAGGUGGACCUAUCAUGAAAGCUUCUGGAAUUGUGUCCACCUCUUUCGGGUCUGUGAAGCCUUUUCUGUUGUGGGUGGUCCGCCAAAUUUUAUAGUUAAUUAGGAUGGAUCUCCAGUAUCCGGUUUUUAUAUAUUUUUGGAGGGUUUCCAAGAGAUACUGUUGGUAGUCUUCCUGACAGUUGUAGGGGAAGAAAAACAGAAAUACAUUUUGAUAGGGUCCUAAGUGUCAUUGUUUUUAUGUUGGUAUGCUCUGCAUAAUUAAUUUCUGGAAUCUGUUCUUUCAAA